AUGUCGCCCUUGGAUCUUUGCUUCGGUGACAAGUACCGGAUCGACCAUCAAAUCGGCUCCGGCUCGUUCGGUGUCAUUUACAAGGGCACAAACAGCAUUUCCGGAGAGGAGAUCGCGACCGCGACCCAGCUCCGUAUCCCUUUUUGUGAGAACAAGAACAUGACGGGCCAUGUCCGUUAUGCUUCCCUUAACUCCCAUGAGGGUAUGGAGCAGUCCCGCCGUGACGACAUGGAGAGCCUAGGCUACGUCCUGCUCUACCUCUGCCGCGGCUCUCUUCCCUGGCAAGACCUUAAGCUUGAGACCGCCACAACGAAGAAAAUCAGGGAUAAAAUCAUAGACAAGAAGAAGACUACCCUGAUCGGGGACCUCUACCGCGGCCUCCCGAACGAGUUCGCCGUCUACCUCGACUACACGCGCUCACUCGGCUUCAAGGACAAGCCCAACUACGGCUUCCUGCGCAAGAUCUUCAGCGACCUGUUCGUUCGGGAGGGCUUCCAGUAUGACAACGAUUUUGACUGGGAUGUUCUCAAGCGCCUGAAAGAGAAAAACGACCAGGCUACCGCUCAUCCAGCAUUUCAUAUGAGUCCAUAUUCUGGCAUUGACUUACAGUUCAUCAAACAGAGCUUUGGACGUCAUGUUGAGGACUUGUGA
Sporothrix brasiliensis 5110 is the source of this 651-nucleotide messenger RNA. RefSeq lists its product as uncharacterized. Gene Ontology annotation, cellular component: nucleus; cytoplasm. Gene Ontology annotation, biological process: signal transduction; peptidyl-serine phosphorylation; endocytosis. NCBI's taxonomy places the organism in Eukaryota, Fungi, Ascomycota, Sordariomycetes, Ophiostomatales, Ophiostomataceae. The record is from RefSeq and is a predicted model, not a curated record. Bases 1 to 651 code for a protein of 216 amino acids. Gene Ontology annotation, molecular function: protein serine/threonine kinase activity. The transcript is spliced from 2 exons.